CAAGGGACCGCUGUUGAAGGUUGCUUACGUUAGGUAGUCGUCGGCAUGGCAGAUUGUCGUUUUAACUUUAGGCUGAUAUGAUCGUGUAGUUAAAGUCCUCGUUGUAUCCUUGUCUAUGUUUAUGGAUUUCCCAGGAUUUCACGCAUCUGCAAAGUGACUUUCAGGUAACGUUGGGAAAAUGCCGUUGCACGGUAAGAUUGUCGUGAUUAAGCGGAGUGGAGGAGAUGGGACUGAAUUUCCUCUGACUGCAGCGUGUUUAUUUGGAAGGAAGCCUGACUGUGAUAUUCGUAUUCAGCUUCCUCAAGUCUCCAAGGAGCACUGCCGGAUUGACUUGAAUGAGAAUAAAGAGGUCAUUUUGACCAAUUUAAGCUCAGCAAAUCCAACGCUUGUCAAUGGCGAGGUUUUGCAGCAGUCUGAGCGCUUGAAGCAUGGAGAUGUUAUAACCAUUAUCGACCGUUCUUUCAGGUUUGAGUAUCCUCCGGCACAAACGCCAAAGAAGAGGUCUGCCAUUGGAGGCAAACCUGAAACCCUCAAGGUUCUUCAAGACCAGCAAGUGGGUGACACCCCUAUUGUGGAAAAAGGAGAAAAGAGAUUCUCUGAAGUGUCAUCAGAUACUUGUCUUAAAGAUGGAGCCAGCCAUGACAAUAUUCAGCGUUCCUUGGAGAAAACCGGAGAGUUGGAGUCCAAGGCAGAUGAUAGCCUGCUACAAGGCAAGAGCAACUCCCCCUUCAGCGACCUGUAUCAAAUGAUCAAAAAAUCUCUGGAUGUCAAGACCCCUCGGAAAUCUUGUGCCAGUCAGCUUGCAACGCCUUCCUCAAAGGUCGCCUCUCCAAAACCCAAUUCGGUCAGAAAAGGUAGUGCCAUUUUCACUGAGAGAAAAAGCACUCCUAAGAAAAGUGAAGUUCUAGCUGGACCUGGAAGUACAAACGGGGGAACCCCGGCGUCUGUGAGGAAGCAAGCGAAGGUUCCAGCUGCUGAGACGGCUGAACCCAGAGCAGAAAAGGCUGAAAAUGGCAGCGUGAUUGAAACGGCUUCACCUCGGAAAAGAAAUGGCGCAACUCCUCAGAAGUUUACUGUAAAUGAGGUUAUUGAGCAAAUUACAGCUGAAACACCCAAGUCGCCUGCGAGGAGGAGGAGUAAGGAAAUGUCACCUGGCAAAACUCCAGUGACCAAGAACCAAGAAGAAAAAACAAAGGCAUCACCCAGGAAUUCAGCUGGAAAAGGAAAAGAAGUGUCCAAAAAACGCAAGAGUGGAGAACUUGGAGAAGACGUGCCCAAACAGCAAGCGAAGAGGAAACGCGUUUCCUUUGGAGGUUACCUGAGCCCAGAGCUGUUUGACAAACGGUUGCCUCCUGACUCUCCAUUACGCAAGGGGGCUACCCCACGGAGGAGCUUGUCUCUCUUGAGACCCAAGCAGUCACUGCUUAGACGAGCAUCCGUCAUCGGCUUGCUAAAAGAGGGCAGCCCACGUGCAAAAAGUCCUGCAAAAACAAAAACACCAUCACCUAAGAAAUCACCGAGCAAGAAAAUGGCUUCUCCUAAGACUCCAACUUCUGGGAAGAAGUCUCCCAAAUCCAGAUCACCAUCACCCAAGGCAGCAUCUCCCGCGAAGAAGUCGCCCAAGUCCAGGUCCCCGUCUCCCGCGAAGAAGUCGCCCAAGUCCAGGUCCCCGUCUCCCGCGAAGAAGUCACCCAAGUCCGGGUCCCCAUCUCCCGCGAAGAAGUCACCCAAGUCCAGGUCCCCGUCUCCCGCGAAGAAGUCGCCCAAGUCCAGGUCCCCGUCUCCCGCGAAGAAGUCGCCCAAGUCCAGGUCCCCGUCUCCUGCAAAGUCGCCCAAGUCCAGGUCCCCGUCUCCUGCGAAGAAGUUGCCCAAGUCACCCAAGUCCGGGUCCCCGUCUCCCGCGAAGAAGUCGCCCAAGUCACCCAAGUCCAGGUCCCCGUCUCCCGCGAAGAAGUCGCCCAAGUCGCCCAAGUCCAGGUCCCCGUCUCCCGCGAAGAAGUCGCCCAAGUCACCCAAGUCCAGGUCCCCAUCUCCCGCGAAGAAGUCGCCCAAGUCCAGGUCCCCGUCUCCUGCGAAGAAGUUGCCCAAGUCACCCAAGUCCGGGUCCCCGUCUCCCGCGAAGAAGUCGCCCAAGUCACCCAAGUCCAGGUCCCCGUCUCCCAAAGCAGCUUCUCCUACCAAUAAAUCACCCAAAUCUAGAUCUGCUUCUCCUAAAGCAACCGCGAGUAAAUCACCAAAAUCCAAGAGCCCAUCUCCUGCAAGAGGAAGAUCUCCUUCUAAAGUGGAAACUCCUAAAACCAAUGAACAGCAGAAAACUCAACGCAGGGCUUCAGCCCCAGGGCAGAUUCCCCACGAGCAAGUUCCUGCUGGAAAAAGAAGGGCAACUGUGGGUUUGCCUGGUACUUCUCUGGAAAGUGUCCCUACUGUCGUCCUUACACCAGCUAAAACUCCCACUAAUUCAGGAGUUCAGACCCCCACAGUCAAGGGGCGAUUUUCUGUGUCACAAAUUAGUACACCCUCUCCAAUAGCUGAAGCCGACAAGGUCACUGACCAGGUUCUUUUGCCCACCGUCACCCCUAAAACACACAAGGGAAGGAAAAGCACCUCGCAGAAGACUCCAGGUGCUGCGAAGAGUGCAGUAAAGAUGCACAGAAGAAGUAGCAUUUCAAGAGCAUCUAUAAAAGUCUCCAAUCCUUGGGCGCACAUUGUGAAAUUUGGUCAACCUAAGGCUCAAGUUGUUGCUCCACUUAAAAAAACCAUUGGCCAAAAGCCUAAGAAGAGAGCAGUGCCCAAACCACAGACACCUGCCAGAAAUCUGAAGGGCUACGUGAGCACUGGACAUGCAGACUCGCCCGCCACCAUUGUUGUUGGUAGAGCACACAGACAGACCGUUGUGCAGCCAACUGGUGCUGCACCAAGAGUGGUCACCAAUGUUGCACUCUUCAAAAAGAACAUGAAAAUGGAUGAAGACUUGACUGGUAUUUCUGAAAUGUUUAAAACUCCUGUAAACGAAAGGAAGCGGAAGUCUUUAAUCGAUGAUAACAGCGUCACAAAGACACCAGCUGGAGGUCAGAGCGCAUCUGUGAUGGAGCCAUCUGUGCUGAGCACACCAGAGGAACCAGGUGAGAUGAUAGUAUCUCCGCUGAGUGUUACAUCUGCAGUAAAAGGCAGAAGAUACAACAAUGAGGCAGUCCAACGCCUCCUUGAUGAAGAUCAAGACGCCACCUUCAUCGGCCAGAUUCAGUCAGAGUCAAGUGAACGGCAGAAUGCAGAUUUGCAGGUGUCCACUGUAACAACUCCCAAACUGAGGCCAGAAUUACCAGAUUCUCUGACCGGAGUUAAGAGGAUCAUGAAAACGCCAAAACAGAAGGCUGAGCCUGUUGAAGAUUUGAGAGGGAAGCUGUUGAAAACUCCAAAACAGAAGCCUGAAAAACAGGAGUGCCUCACUGGAGUCAAGAGGAUCAUGAAGACUCCGAGACAGAAAGCCGAACCUUUAGAGGACAUCAGAGGGAAUCUUCUGAAGACUCCCAAACAGAAGCCUGAACAGCAAGAGUGCUUCACUGGGGUUAAGAGAAUAUUUAGAACUCCAAAGGAGAAGGCUGAACCGCUUGAAGACCUUCAAGGGAAGAUUCUGAAGACCCCCGAAGUCCCAGAAGCUGGUGAUGCCAGUUUGGGUGGUGGUAAGGAGCUUCUGCAGACGCCAGCACAGUUGCAAGAAUCUGACGCAAAAGGCAUGAAAACUCCAAAAAGCUCUCCAGUGGUUCACCUCACUGGAGUCAAGAGAGUGAUGAAGACACCUGUGGAGAAAGGUGCUCCUGUCGAAGAUGUGGUUGGCGUGAAGAGGCUCAUGAGAACUCCCAGACAGAAAGGCGAACCUGUUGAGGCGAAUUUCGGGCUCAAGAGACUCAUGAAGUCGCCAAGGCUGAGGGGUAAUGCUCCAGUGGAGGACUUCGAGGGACUUCAAGAACUUAUGGAGGAGCCACUGACUGAGCCCACAGUACAACCAGAGGCAAAGGAGCAGGGUGAAGCUCAGAUGUCUCUCGACAGCAGUGCAAACGUGGUAAAAGAUGCCAUGGAAACGGUCUCUCAGGCAGAUGCAGUACUUCUUGAGGAAGCUGAGGUGAAGACUGCUGUGAAUGCAGAUCCUGCACAUGAGAAGAAAUCUGUACGAGGCAGAAGGGCAAAAACAGUGGAAUCUAAAGCAGCUGAGGAUAAACAGGAAGAGCCUGUAAUCCCUGCUCCAUCCAGAGGAAGAAGAGGAAAGAAAACUGAAGCUACAGCACCACCUGCUGUUAGACAGACAAGAGGCAGAAAUGCGAAGACAGCUGUUGAGCUGUCAGCAGAAGAGAAUCACCUUCCUUCUCCCAAAGUUGCUCCUAAGCCAAAAAGGGGUAGAAGUGCACAGCAGUCUUCUGAUGAGCCUGAAGUUGCUGCUGAAGCUGAGCGUGUUCAGAGCCACCCACUUGAUGUUGAGGAGAAAGCAAAUGAAAGUGCUGUGCCCAAGCGAGGAAGAAGAGCUAAGCAACCCAAAAAGUCACAGCAACGAAAUGCAACUGAGGAUGUUCCCCAAGAUACACCAGAUGCAAAUGUAGCCUGCAGUGACCAGCCUGAGGUGUUGCCAGGCAGAGCUGAUGAAAACAAAUCUGAUGCCAUGGAAACUGUUGUCCAAGCACGUCAAGCUGAAAGCUUACUUCACGUGCAGACACCAGCUUCACUUCAGAAGAAAUCUGUCCGAGGCAGAAGAGCAAAACAGGCCGAAUCUGAAGAACUUGAAGAUAAAAAAGAGGCAGCUGAAAUUGCUGAAGAUCCCAUUGUGCCUACUCCAGCGAGAGGAGAAAGAAGAGGGAAGAAAAUGGAAGCUGUAGCGCCACCUGCAGCUAGACACACAAAAAGAGGCAGAAAUGCAAAGUCUCAGGAGAGCACCUCUGAGACCUCCGCUGAUGCCAGUGCCCAAGCGUCUCUGAUAAACACCAGUCUGUCUGCACUCCAGACAGAAGAAGCUGUUGUUAAGCCAGUCAGAGGGAGGAGAGCAAAACAAACACCUGUUAAGCCAGCUCAACCAGAGCCUGAAACGGUUGAAACAGCAAGUGGGGAACAGAGCCAGGUGGAAAACUCUGAGCCUCAGAAGACCACUCUUCCCACAGCUGGAAAACCACGAAGAGGGAGAAAGGCAAGACAGGAUACCGCUGAACAGAAUGAGGCGACAGAAGAGGUGGUCAAGCAGGCAGCAGUGGAGACGAAUGAGCAGUCUCAGCCUCCAGCCAGAGUAAAGAGGGGCAGAAAUGCCAAACAGGAUGAAGAAAAGAUGAAUGAGCCUGCUAAAAAAAUAAAACUAACAAGAAAGUCUGAGGAGGCUCAAACGGAAUUAACAGAAGCCCAAACUGUUAAAAUGGUCAUUUCAGAAACAACAGAACCAGCCCAGAUAAGCGAACAGGCCAGUGUGGCCACGAAGCCCAGAAGAGGAGGGCGGAAAGCAAAACAAGACACAGAGAGUGUGGAAUCCAUUGAGGUCCAAGAGGUCCCUGUUCUCAGCACAGAAAAUAAACCCAAACGAGGCAGGAGGGGAAAACCAGCUGCCGAAGAAACUAAAGCCACUGCCGAAAGUCCUGAACACAAGCCGAAGGCUGAGGAGGCGAAAAACGCUGAGCCACUUUCCUCGUCUAUGAAAACUAGCAGGUCAAGGGGAGUGAGGGCUUCUGCUAAAUGUGAGACUUCACAAGCCAUUCCAGCCAAGAGAGCCCGCAGAGGUACAACUGUUUCUCCUGAGGAGGUCAGCACAGAAUCCACAGUUUUGGUUUCCGAGCCUGCUCCCACGUCAGUGGAACCAGCAAGAAAGGGAAGACGGGGAGCAUUCAAGUCCACAACAGAAGAGCCUACGACGACUACUGAUCAGAAGAAUCCUGAAGCUGUUGAGAGCAACGCAAAGAUGCCCAAAAGAUGCGUUAAGUGGAAAUCACACUUGGAAGUCUUUGAGAUUCCAAAGGCGACACCUGUAAAAGCAGCGCGAGGUAAGAAGUCUAAAGCUGCAGACCAAGUCAACAGUGAAAGCAAAAAUGUGUCAAAUGAUGCCAACAAAACUGAAGAGGAGGAUCUCUCAGAUAAAGCUGUUGACAGUAGACCUGUUAAGAGAGUCGGACGAGGGGCGAAGACUGCUGCCAAAGUGGAACCUGCAAACAACCCAGAGAAAAACGUUGAAGCCAAAACGCAGCCUAAAACCCGCAGAGGAAGAUCAGCAAACAAAUAGAUGUAUUUGUACACAUCAGUACCUUUUUAAUGAUAAUCUAUUUUUGUACUUGUGGCUUUUUUUCUCUCUCUCUCUCUUUUUUUUUUUAAGAUUGUAAUGCUUUGUAGUCCAUAGUUUUAUAGUGAAAAAGCUUUGCCUGAGUUCAGCAGGGAAUCUUUGUUCUUAAUCAUUUGGUGUCAAGCUGUAUUAUUCUUCACUGAUUCUGCAAAUACUUUAUGGUUCAAGAAAUUGGUUAUUAAAUUUUUUUCUACAUUA
This is a messenger RNA of Maylandia zebra (zebra mbuna), 6499 nucleotides long. RefSeq names its product marker of proliferation Ki-67 (gene mki67). Gene Ontology annotation, molecular function: protein binding. Lineage: Eukaryota; Metazoa; Chordata; Actinopteri; Cichliformes; Cichlidae. The record is from RefSeq and is a predicted model, not a curated record. Gene Ontology annotation, cellular component: chromosome; nucleus. Gene Ontology annotation, biological process: regulation of mitotic nuclear division; regulation of chromosome segregation.